Messenger RNA from Bolinopsis microptera, 1386 nucleotides. Its product is annotated as zinc carboxypeptidase-like. The transcript has 3 exons. Gene Ontology annotation, biological process: proteolysis. The record is from RefSeq and is a predicted model, not a curated record. NCBI's taxonomy places the organism in Eukaryota, Metazoa, Ctenophora, Tentaculata, Lobata, Bolinopsidae. Gene Ontology annotation, molecular function: metallocarboxypeptidase activity; zinc ion binding.
AAGGCCAUUUUUGUAGGAGUAGAACAUUGACGAAUCAUCAAAAUGUUGAGGAAUUUCAUAAUUCUUGUGGCCUUGUUCUCGACAACUUACUGUUAUAAAACCUAUGAUGGAUACAAUAUUCUACGGGUGAACAUAAACUCUGCUGAUGACCACCAGAACAUCCUAUCUCUUGAAUCAGAAGAUGUGCUGGAGAUAUUCUCUGAAGGUAGAUCUGGACACUCGGACGUUCUGAUAUCUUCCCAGAAUUUUCCAAGAUGCCAAACAUAUUUCCAGUCACAUGAGUUGACAUAUUCUGUGGUAUCGGACGCGGAAGAUGUUGGGGCAGAAAUAAGGAAGGAACGACAAGGACUCAUGCUGGCACCUCAAAUUGCACAGGGAGAAUUCUCUUACGACACCUACCAUCGACUCAACAUUAUUUACGAGCAUCUUGAUGCCUUGGCAGUAACUCACAGCUCCAAUGCCGAGACCUUUAACCUACCCGGCGAGACGUUCGAGGGAAGGAAGAUUCAAGCAAUCCGGAUCACAACAAACGUCACUUCAGAGGCAUCUAAAGAGAAGCCCUUAAUAUGGUUGGAUGGAGGAAUACAUGCCAGAGAGUGGGUAUCACCAGCCACUGUCAUGUACAUCAUCGACUCUCUGCUCGGAGAACAAGAAAAGGACAAAUCAACAUAGAUGACAGCCCUUCUGGACGAAUACCAGUUUAUCAUCGCCCCUUCAAUCAACCCUGAUGGUUAUGAAUACUCCCACUCAACAGACCGACUCUGGAGAAAGACUCGAAAACCGUCAGGAUGUAAGAGUAACAUGCACAGUUGGUUUGGAGGAUGCCUCUUCUGGAAGUGCUAUGGAGUGGACCCCAACAGGAAUUGGAGUACUGACUGGGGUAGAGUAGGAGUUAGCACAGAUCCCUGCAGUGAAGUCUAUCCUGGAAAUAAAGCGUUCGACCAGAAAAACACAAGAAUGGUGAGGGAUUACUUGGAAUCAAACAAGAAUAAGCUGAAGCUCUACUCUCAACUGUUCCUCAUCCCUCUAGGAUAUUCCUCAGAUAUUCUCCCCAAGGACCAUGAGCACCAUAUUAAAGUAGGGAAUGCAGUUGUUAAGGCUAUUGCUGGUCGCCAUGGUGUUAAGUACGAACCAAUGCGCGCGUCUGAGUUGUAUCCAGCUAGUGGAGAUAGUCCAGACUGGGUUCACGACGUGCUGGGUCUUACUGAUUCCUACACAUUUGAGUCGAGACCAGACGAGAACUCCAUGUUCGGAUUCGAGCUUCCUGAGGAGCAGAUUCUACCGACGGGAGAGGAGAAUGUGGACGGUUUACUAGCUCUCAUUGCCAACAUAAAGUACAACGAUAAAGUUGAGUAAAUCCUAAUACAGAACGUGAAAUUCUUCCAA